UGCCAUUGACUCACAAAGACUUGUAAUGAUUCACUACACUAUAAAAUUCUACUUUGAACUCGAGUUCAUCAAUAUAAACAAAAUAAACAGCUGAAAUCCUAAAGCCAUAAUGAAAAUUCCAAGAGUAUUUUCUUUACUUCAGUUUUUCACUUUCUUAUAUCUCUUCACAUUUACUUUUGCUUCCACUGAGGAAGCAACUGCUCUCCUCAAAUGGAAAGCCACUUUCCAAAACCAGAAUAAUACCUUGUUGGCUUCAUGGAAACUAAGUUCUGAUGCAUGCAGGGGCUGGUAUGGAGUUAUAUGCGUCAACGGUAGGGUAAACAAGUUGAAUAUUACAAAUGUUGGUGUCAUUGGCACGCUCUAUGAUUUUCCAUUUUCGUCCCUCCCUUUUCUUGAAUAUGUUGAUAUUAGCAUGAACCAGCUCUCUGGCACUAUCCCACCUGAAAUAGGCAAACUCACUAAUCUUGUCUAUCUUGACUUGUCGACUAAUCAGAUUUCAGGCACAAUCCCGCCACAAAUUGGCGCACUUGUCAAUCUUGUUGAAGCUCGUCUUCAGAAAAACCAAUUAACAGAUCAUAUUCCUCUAGAAAUAGGUAACUUGAUCAAUGCAAAAAAUUUCUAUGCUUUCUCCAAUGAAUUGUCUGGUCCUAUUCCUGCUGAAAUAGGAAAAAUGAAGUCACUUGAGCAUUUAUUGUUAUAUAGAAACAAUCUUUCUGGUCCAAUCCCAAACAGUAUAGGUGAUUUAAUUGAGCUCAAACUUUUGUACCUUUAUGUUAACAAACUUUCUGGCUCCAUUCCUAGUGAGUUGGGAAAUCUGGAAAACCUCAUGGAUCUGGAAUUAUCGCGUAAUCAACUUGCUGGUCCAAUUCCUGCUUCAUUUGGCAAUUUGAGAAACUUGCAAUUUCUGUUUCUUCAUGUUAAUAGACUUUCUGGCUCCAUUCCUGCAGAAAUAGGAAAGAUGAAGUCACUUCAGCAUUUAAUCUUACAGGCUAACAAUCUUUCUGGUCAAAUUCCAAAAACUCUAGGUGACUUAACUGAGCUCAAAACUCUGUACCUUUAUGUUAACAAACUUUCUGGCUCCAUUCCUGCCGAAAUAGGGAAACUUGUCAAUCUUAUUGAAGCUGAUCUUGAUACAAACCAGUUAACAGGUCAUAUUCCUCUAGAAAUAAGUAACAUGAUCAAUGCAAAACUGUUCUAUGCUUACUCAAAUGAAUUGUCUGGUCUCAUUCCCAGUGAGUUGGGGAAUCUGAAAAAUCUCACUCGUCUGGAUAUAUCCAGUAAUCAACUUACUGGUUCAAUUCCUGCUUCAUUUGGCAAUUUGAGAAACUUGCAAGUUCUGUCUCUCCAUCACAACAAACUUUCCGGUUCUAUUCCUAAAGAACUUGAAUAUUUGGAUAACUUGGUUGUGCUGGCAUUGGGUGUAAAUCAGUUUUCAGGCCAACUGCCAGAGCAUCUUUGCCAAGGUGGGAAGCUUGUGAGCUUCUCGGUAACUAGUAACAAGCUGAAAGGUCCAAUACCACGAAGCUUGAGCAAGUGCUCGAGUUUCCAAUGGGUUCGUUUUUCUAACAGUUUCACUGGGAAUUUAUCUGAAGCUUUUGGCAUCUAUCCAGAGCUUCAGUUCAUCGAUUUGAGUGACAAUGAUUUUCAUGGUGAACUCAGCAGCAACUGAGGGAAAUGCAAGAAUCUG
Messenger RNA from Nicotiana tabacum (common tobacco), 1687 nucleotides. The record is from RefSeq and is a predicted model, not a curated record. Lineage: Eukaryota; Viridiplantae; Streptophyta; Magnoliopsida; Solanales; Solanaceae.